Gossypium arboreum is the source of this 2041-nucleotide messenger RNA. Its product is annotated as 60S ribosomal protein L7-2-like. Gene Ontology annotation, cellular component: cytosolic large ribosomal subunit. NCBI's taxonomy places the organism in Eukaryota, Viridiplantae, Streptophyta, Magnoliopsida, Malvales, Malvaceae. The transcript is spliced from 5 exons. The coding region runs from base 1193 to 1696 and encodes 167 amino acids. Gene Ontology annotation, molecular function: structural constituent of ribosome; RNA binding. The record is from RefSeq and is a predicted model, not a curated record. Gene Ontology annotation, biological process: maturation of LSU-rRNA from tricistronic rRNA transcript (SSU-rRNA, 5.8S rRNA, LSU-rRNA).
UCUCUAUCAUCAAAACAAUUUUAUUUACAAGAAAAGACCAAUUAAAUUUAACGAUUAGGAAUGACACCGAUCGGAUCCGUGGCGCAAUGGUAGCGCGUCUGACUCCAGAUCAGAAGGUUGCGUGUUCGAUUCACGUCGGGUUCAAAAUCCUGAAACAAUCGGAUCCUUCUUUUUUUUUUUUGCCAUCUUCGGAUAUGGCCGAUCUCGGCUAAACUCGACCCGAGUCGUUCCUGAAAGAAUAAGGGAAUCCUUGCCUGCCGACCGUUGAUUAGAAGUGGGUUAAGACUGUGAUUCCUGAUUUACUGUUGAAGAAGAUUAAGAGGAAUGAAGAAUGGGAGCUUGCUAAAAAGCAGGAACUGGAAGCUGCAGAGAGGAAGAAAGUCGAGAACCGCAAAGCUCAUUUACUGAAGAGCUAUGCAGUAUGCAAAAGAGUCUGAGAGUCAGGUAUAUUUGAGAGUAAAAGCUAUGGAUCCGUGGCGCAAUGGUAGCGCGUCUGACUCCAGAUCAGAAGGUUGCGCGUGUUCGAUUCACGUCGGGUUCAAAAUCUUGGAACAGUCGGAUCUUUUUUUGGCAUCUUCGUACAUGGCCGAUCUGGGCUAAACUCGACCCGAAUCGUUCCUGAAAGAAUAAGGGAAUCCCUGCCUGCCGUCCGUCGAUUAAAGGUGGGUGAGGAAGUUAAGACUGUGAUUCCUGAUUCACUGUUGAAGAAGAAUAAGAGGAAUGAAGAAUGGGAGCCUGCUAAAAAGCAGGAACUCGAAGCUGCAAAGAGGAAGAAUGUCGAGAAACGCAAGCUAGCUAUGCAGUAUGCAAAAGACUAUGAGGCUCAGGUAUAUGUGAUGGUGAAACCUAAUGGAUCCGUGGCGCAAUGGUAGCGCUUCUGACUCCAGAUCAGAAGGUUGUGUGUUAGAUUCACGUCGGGUUCAAAAUCCUGAAACAGUCGGAUCUAUUUUUUUUCCCUCUUCGGAUAUGGCCGAUCUGAGCUAAACUCGACCCGAGUCGUUCCUGAAUGAAUAAGGGAAUCCCUGCCUGCCGUCCGUUGAUUAGAGGUGGGUGAGGAAGUUAAGACUGUGAUUCCUGAUUCACCGUUGAAGAAGAAUAAGAGGAAUGAAGAAGGGAGCUUGCUAAAAAGCAGGAACUCGAAGCUGCAAAGAGGAAGAAAGUCUAGAACCGCAAGCCCAUUUACUCAAGAGCUAUGCAGCAUGCAAAAGAGUAUGAGGCUCAGGAAAAAGAGCUGAUUCAGUUGAAGCGGGAGGAAAAGUUGAAAGGAGGGUUCUAUGUGAAUCCUGAAUCUAAGCUUUUGUUUAUCAUUCGAGUCCGUGGUAUCAAUGCCAUGCGCCCAAGGACAAGAAAGAUCUUGCAGCUCUUGCGUUUAAGACAGAUUUUCAAUGGCGCUUUCCUUAAAGUGAAUAAGGCAACAAUGAACAUGCUUCACCUUGUUGAACCUCAUGUGACUUAUGGAUACCCUAACCCCAAGAUUGUUCGGGAACUGAUUUACAAAAGAAGUUAUGGGAAGUUGAAUAAGCAGAGAGUUGCUUUGACCGACGAUGCAAUCAUUGAACAGGUCUGUAUCAUUUUUCAUUUACGGUUUCAUGCUGGUGACGAGCAUUUAAUAAGCAUGCCUGUCGCUUUUACUGGUGAGAGGCUUUGGGUAAAUUCGGCAUCAUCUGUGUGGAAGACCUUAUCCAUGAGAUCAUGACUGUGGGACCUCAUUUCAAGGCACCAUUGGGUGGUUUGAAGAAGAAGAGAAGGCCAUUAUGUCGAAGGAGGAGAUGCCUGCAACCGUGAGAAUUACAUCAAUGAAGUGGUUAGGAGAAUGAAUUAAUAAACUUGGCCUUAUUAGGAGGUAUUUUGGGUUUUAUUUGGAGGGGUCUUUAAUUUCAUUUAGAAAUUAGAAACAGUAUUAGUAAAAGCAUCAAAUCUGCAUGGCAUUACCAUUACUCUACAAUGUGCUUGAGCUUGAGCUUCAAUACAAAUGAUGAGGUUUAACUCAAACACAAAAAUUGAUAAACGAGCUUAAAAGUAAAUAUUUGAUUUAGCUCAA